CAGUCAACGUGUUAGAAGAAAAUCCUCUCACCUUCAGCUGCUACCGGAUAUAAUUGGAGCUACGACUUUUUCUCUCAUUGACUGACAGGAUUGAGAUGUUACAUUUUAGGUCCUCGACACUGCUGAAGGAGUUGUUUGAAACCACCCUCAAGCGUCCCUUGUCCAGCUCCAGACAGAAGACCUGGUUACCGACUAGCCGCCGCUGCUUCGGCACCGCCUCCACUGAUGCCAGAUCUCUGUCUAAUCAACUGAAGCUCCUCCAUGCCGCUACCGCGCGCCGCCCGACUCUCCGCGCCGCACCCUUCGCCGCACCGUUCCGCUCGUACUGCGUGAAAACCGAGGGUGCAGUACAGCUGGACGAGCAGCUGAAGAAGGAUGGUGUCAGCGGGGAAACAGGCAGUGACAAGAGAAGAAAAGCAGCAGGAAUUCUCCCCAGUUUGGAGGACUUGCUCUUCUACACAGUCGCAGAAGGUCAAGAGACGAUUCCUGCUCAUAAAUUCCUCACAGCGCUUAAAACCACUGGGCUUCGCACAGGAGACCCCAGACUGAAGGAGUGCAUGGACACACUUAAAGAAACUUUAAAGAACACACCAGAUGGCGUCACCCUGGACCGACACCAGUUCAAAAAGUGUGUCCAGAGCAACAUUGUCCUGCUCACUCAGGCCUUCCGCAAGAAGUUCGUCAUCCCAGACUUCCAGUCCUUCACCUCCCAUAUUGAUGAGCUGUAUGAGAGUGCCAAAAAUCUCUCUGAAGGGCAGGUUGCAGACUACAUUCCUCAGCUUGCCAAAUUCAGCCCCGACCUGUGGGCGAUCUCUGUGUGCACGGUGGAUGGACAAAGACACACAGUUGGAGACACAAAGGUGCCCUUCUGUCUGCAGUCUUGUGUCAAGCCGUUGAAGUACGCUGUUGCUGUUCAUGACCAUGGCACAGAGUACGUCCACAGUUUCAUUGGGAAGGAGCCCAGUGGCCUGCGCUUUAAUAAGUUAUUCCUGAAUGAAGACGAUAAGCCCCACAACCCCAUGGUGAACGCUGGCGCUAUUGUUUGUACUUCACUGAUAAAGCAAGGUGCAAGCAACGCAGAAAAAUUUGACUAUGUCAUGAACUUUCUGAAAGACAUGGCGGGACAUGAAUACGUGGGUUUCAGCAACGCCACAUUCCAGUCGGAGCGUGAGUCAGGGGACAGGAACUUCGCUAUUGGCUACUACCUGAAAGAGAAAAAGUGUUUCCCAGAGGGGACGGACAUGACAUCCAUCCUGGACUUCUACUUCCAACUGUGCUCCAUUGAGGUGACCUGUGAGAGCGCCAGUGUCAUGGCCGCCACCUUGGCUAAUGGUGGUAUCUGUCCAAUCUCGGGUGAGCGGGUGUUGAGCCCAGAGGCAGUGAGAAACACCCUAAGUCUGAUGCACUCCUGUGGCAUGUACGACUUCUCGGGACAGUUUGCUUUCCAUGUCGGUCUGCCAGCCAAGUCUGGAGUAUCAGGAGGGAUCCUGCUGGUUGUACCCAACGUGAUGGGUAUUAUGUGCUGGUCGCCUCCACUCGACAAGCUGGGCAACUCAGUGAGAGGGAUACAGUUCUGCACGGAUCUUGUGGAGCUUUUUAACUUCCAUAACUACGACAACCUGAGGCACUUCGCCAAGAAGCACGACCCCCGCAGAGAAGGAGGGGACCAGAGGCUGCACUCCUUCGGACCCAUGGAUUACGAGAGUCUCCAACAAGAGCUAGCUCUGAAAGCCCCUCUUUGGAAAAAGGUGUCCCCCACUGAGUCGCACCAGGACAGCUCCACCACUGUAGUCUAUAGGAUGGACAAUGUCGCCGAGUGAAAUAAUAUCAGAGGAGACCUACCUGACCCCCACACUCCCACAGUCACCCCCACCUCAACUGAUUGCUCACCCCACCCACCUCAAACAGCACCAUCAUCUUCCCUCACCUUCAGAUAUUUAUAUUUAAGUUAUGAAGAGGAUUAUUUAUUGCUUGUGAAGUGCAAGUGUUAUGGCUUGGAUGGACUGGGAAACUUCCUCUGUUUUAUUUGUGAUGAAAAUGGGACGAGUACUUGUUUUUCUUUUAUUUUCAUCUGAUUUCCAAAUGAACGUGUAGCCUCGUCCUGUUUGUUGCCUUAGUUUGUGCAGGAUCUGAUGUUUAGUGUAGAGGUGCUGCUGAUGUUUCAUCACACCUACCCUUACUGCAGAAUCCUCUAAAAAUGUAGGCUAAGAGUUGAUAUGAAAUUCAUUUGCAUUUUAAGCAACAGCCCAAAAAAAAAAAGUAUGAAUGUGUUUGCACAAGAGGAGCUUCAGUCGAGCCAGUUAAAGGAGUCGGUCUUUAAAUGUACAUUCAGACUACUUUUAUAAGGGGAUUUCUCCCUGUAGCUCACACUGAAGCCUCAGACUUCUGUGACGUGAACAUAUAGGAUGAUUUACUGUAGCAGUGGAUGAAAAUGCCAGUUUUUGUUGAAAAGUUUUGGGUUAAAGGAGAAUAAUGUUGACGGAUGAGUUAGCUGUGAAUGUCUGGCCUUGAGUGCAGCAGUGUUACGUCAAACAUGACCUAGUUUCUCAUUUAAAAAAUGAACUCUGACUACUGAAGGGAAUUAAAUAAUGCAGGUAUGUUUUUUCAACCCUACGCUGUGACCUUGAGAGGAGAAAUCAACCCAAUAACAAAACACUUGUAAAAGUUUGUAUCAUGACAGUGCAACGUUUCUCAGCCUUCUGAAAUUAUCUGAGCCGAUUACAAAGAUUGAGAUGUAAAUUAUAUGCGCUUUAUUAAUGUUAAAGUAGGACAUUCGCGAUAAACAAGCACCUGCUUCAGCUUUUAAGGACUGGAUUUUUCUUGAGAUGCUGAAAAUGGAUGAAAGGGAGAUAUUUAUGGUUAUGAGAUUAACUAAGAACCUUUCGUUGGAGUCACUUUGCAUGCAACAUGAGUUGCAGAAGAUUUUAGGAUGUGCAUAGUUGUAUGUUUUGAUUUAGGACUGCACAGUUACUUGGAAUAUUCUCAUAAUAAUCAUAUGGUCAAGUGAAAGGUCACCUACACUUAAGCUUCAAUUUAUUAAUACUGUACUUUGGAUUCUUACAAGGGAUAGAUUGACAGAAUGGCCAAAAUUAAAAUUACAAUCAUUUUGAUUGAUUUUGGGAUAAUUUUUAUCAUACAUACCCCUUAAUGCAUAAAUUUGAUAUAAUUUAAUACAUUUGUAGUGUUGCCUUGAGAGGCAGCCAUGACUUUGUGACAAAUUUUGCAAAUGAUUUGUCAUCGUUCCAGGUCCAACUUCUCAAAACCAGCAUAAUUCCCUUUUACAUUCUCUGUUAUUAACCAACAGCUGCCUUUCUGCCAUCUUCUUUAGCUCUCUCACUUUAUAAACUAACCAGAGUAAGCACCGCCGCUCUCGUCACUUAAAGUGAGAGUUGUUUUGGUGGGAAGGGAUUCCUUUUACCACACACAACAAACAUUUGAACAAAACAAGGCUGCGCUGUGAUUGUUUAAUUUCUAUUAUCUUGUUUUUAUGAUCAUUGUUAGCCAAAAUUGUGAUUGAAAUUGAAGCUGAAUUAACUGCCUAACACUACAGCAUUGGGUUUUGUAAGUUGUGCAAUGCUGUAGGGAUACUCUUGCCUAAAAAUCCGUUUUAGUAGAUAUAAGAAAAUGUGUUAGGCACAGACCAAGGCAGCAGAAAAUUAAAGAUGAUACAAUGGACUUAUCACAGCAAAUCUUAGGAAAAAACUUGAGCACACAAGUCACUUUUUUGAAUUUAGUAAAGUCCAAAGAAAGGACUAAUGUUUUUAAAUGCACGCUGUUUUCAUCAACACUUUGACUCUGACUCCAACGCAACCUUUAAGUGUCUCCAGUUGUCUGAGACCACUUAUCUCAACUUGUGAAGGGGCUGAAGUGCAAGAGACUCCUGUUAACUUGUAAUGCAAAAGGUCAUUCCCACUGAUCUUGUAGCUUAUUGCAUUCACAAUAUCCCUCAAAAUCCAAUGCAGUUCUUCAUUUCAUGCAGCCAUAUCUUGCACAGUUUAGUCAGAUUAAGAGCUUAAGUAAAGAAUCAUUAGUGCCUUCUGUAUACCUUCAAACACAUAGACUUUAACUGUAAUCAUGAGAACGUUGGACCUUUCUGCAGAAUGAAGGCUGAGAAACAUUUUUGCACGUUGCUGUUGUUCUGAAACAGCUCUGACAGUAUUUGUGCCUAGACCACAGUUAAGGCUGAUUUUUCUGAGAUUAUGAUGAUAAAAAGGGUGUUGGAAAAAGGUGUAUCUAAAGUAAACGUUCAAGAGAGAGGUGAAAAUACCAAAAACAAGCUUUUCUAGUGUCAUUCUGAGCUGCUGCUAAAUUAAGAUGGAAAAAGAGAGCAUUGAAGUGUUUGUGUGUUUCUGGUAAUGUCAUGUUUGUUAAGGUUAGUAAAUGUACUCUUAAUGACGUCAGUGAAGGUCUAGUUUGUGUGUUCAUCGCUGUAACCUCCAGUCAAAGCCCCUCUCGGUCUGUAUGGUCCAACCAGUCCUUAUACAACCUCUAACUUGUCUGCUGUGAUCAGGGGAUGUCUGCAGGUUUAUCUGCAGGGUCAACCGGGCUUCAUUCCAAAACUAUCACAGUAUGUUUACAUGCUCUUGUUCAAAUAGGAUGCCUUAGUGUAGAAAUGAAGCUGCUUCAACAGAGCCAGAGCUUUGUAAAUGUACUAUAAAGUUAUAGAAAAAUAAAAAAAUAAUAGAGUGUAUGGUUUAGAGUUUUGGAGGAUGCAGGUAGAGCUGGGUGUUUAACCUGAAACAUCCUGUAUAACAGGAAUCAAAAAUGGGGGGAAAAGGUGCCAAAAGGUUGCAUGAUCUGUGUAGUGAGAGUCAUAACCAUGCAUUUAGGCCACCUGCGGGAUGACAGAAAAUGAUGACAAACAAAAGCAGUAUUUGGCAGUGUGUCAGAACUCUUUUUAAAUGUUGUUGAACCACAAAAAAAACAAUACGGUGUUUGCCUCAGGAAGACUUAAAGGGGUCAUAAUGUUUUUUUUUUUCUUUGAGACUAGUGAACUUGGGAGGCUUGGAUAAAAAUACAAGUACUCUCUUGCUUUUCUUAUAGCCCCUUUAAACUUCCAAAAAAUAAUUAUGUAAGAAAGAAAUGCCGUUAUCUAAAUGUAGUCAAAAUUUGUUUGUUUAGAUUCAGAAAAAGUUCAGCAGAAUAAUCUACUAUUGUGAGAUUAUCCUGGGCCAGUAUCAUUUUUCCCUUUUCAUUGUCUUAUUUCAUUAUGGCAAAUUUUUUUCAAAGUUGCAUGUUUAUUCACCUUAUGUGGCCCUGCUCAGGCUUUCUCCUCUCAGAUGCAAUUAUGUGACAGCUUUAGCUUUUAACAUCGGUGAAACGAUGUGGUCCAAACACUGGAAAAGGCAGAUAAUUUUUUUACCAAAAUUUAUCAGUGAUCGGUUUAGUAAAAUGCAGAUACAGAUUAUAAGACAAAUAUUUAAUCUCUGCCCUGAUAAUCAGACAGGCAGAUUAUUGAUCGAGCCCUUAGAAUGAAUAUGAUUGAUGGCUGGCUUAAUGAAAUCUUAGAGAUGCAACGAUUGUGAGAAUUUGGAUUGAUAAUGAUACCAAAGUUUUUCCAUCUCCUCUUCUGUGCCAAUGUUUUCUCUGGAGUUUGGCCAACAGAUGACCUCUUCCACUAAUAAAAAAAAAAUCCUGCUUUGUUCAGCAGGUAGGUGAACCAGAUGGGCUGCAUUAAAUGGAUUACACACAACAGAUACACAUCAGCUAUUGACAUCUGUUCAUGCCCCAUUAUUUGCUGACGGUCAACAGAGUCAAUAUUGGCUGAUACCAAUGUUAAACCAAUGUAUCCGUUUGUCCCAGAGAAGUUUCCUUUAAAAAUCAUGCACACCAACUAGCUAGCUAACAAGCUAAAAAUAGAUUCACCAUGACUACUGAAAGUUAAAGCACAACAGUAAUCCCUGUGUUACCAUGGAACAUAAGGUGAAUACAACAUGUAACAUUUAGAAUACCGGCUGACUUAAUAUAAUCAAACAUAAAAAAAAAAUCCUUAUUUUUGAAGUUUUUAUUAUGAAAAGAAAGGAAAAUACCCAGCUCUAGCAGCAGAGUGGUGUGCUUUUACUCAUUACCGUAUUCCCUGUAGUAAUGCUGCGUCAUAAAUAGUUUUCCCAUGAAGAGAAGAUGAAGAUUCCCUUUAGUUCAGAGAUAAAACAGUAUGCAAACACCUGUAAGAUUCAGUAUUGUCUCAGUGUUACUGCUGUAGUAAUUUUCUAUGAAAUCCAAACUUUUUCUUUAUACAUAUUUCACUGUUCUUCUGAAUGUACAUAGAUGGAUGUAUAUAGAUUUUAGGUGUAUGUCUGGAUGUGAGUGAUAAUCCUCAAUAGCAGCAGAGGGUGUCGAUUAUUUACUUUCAGACGUUCCGAUUUAUGAUAUCCUCCAGGAAGUAGACACAUUGCACAUGACUGUGAAGUCAGCUGAUGCCUUAGAUGUCCCUCUACUGCGCCUGUAGUGAAUCUGUGUGGUAUUUAAUCUUUGUGUGGUGUUUGGCACUGGGUUUAACUUGAGCUCCAUGUGGCGGCUGCUGAGCCAAUAAUACCCUGUUAUUUCUGUAUGUCGUGAAGUUUUUUCUUUUAUUUUCUUUUUUAUUUCAUGGAAUUUUAAUAGUCAUUUUAACUGUUUUUAAGUUUUUGUGUGGAGGUACAAAGUAUUCAAAAGCGUCUGUCUUUAUUAUUGUUAGUCUGUAGAAUAAACCCAUCUCCCCAGUUCUCCUUCAGUACCUGAUGGAUCUUGUUGCUCUCUGCUGAAGAGUUUUACUCGACUUUAGAAAGAACUGAGAUGAGGUUAAGCUUGACAGUGCUUCUGUUUUUAAAGUUAUAAUCCUUAUUUUUAUGAUCUGAUCCUGCAAUACUUGAUUUUAUAAUCCUUGUGACUCAUUAUGGCACUUCGAAGUCAUACUUGGGAAACAAAAGGAAAACUGUAUCAGAAGAAAUUUAUUGCAAGUCAAAUCACUACCAGGGCAACCCAAGAAUAAUUGUCCACUUUUUAAAAUUCACAUAUUGAUAUAUCCAUAUAUCAAACAAGAGAAAAUGAGAGAAUUCUGCUCGUGCACCCCUUUAGUAAGCACUCUGGGUGAGAUGUGAUGUCUCCUGUUAAAUCUGAAGCAUCUGGGGCACAGAUGCCACAUGUACGUGGGUGGCUCAGGUUUACACCCUGUUGCUCCUUUCCCUUAUGUUGUUUCCCACUGUCUCGCCUUGGGCUAGAUUAAACUAAGGCUCAACAUUUUUAAAUAUCAAAUUGCUAUUAUUUUCACUCAUGUUGCAAAUACAACCUCAUUUAUGUUGUGCAAAAACAAGAGAAUUAGUAUUUUUGGAACACUUUAGUGAAAAAAAAAAACAGACACUUGAAUGUUGUCAUGACGUACAGGUCAUAUUAACUCUUCGGCUGCUGCAAAAAAUUGUACUAAACUGGUAUUUUGAAUUUUAAUAUUUUGUAUCUUCUGCAAUCUGAAAAUUGCAGUUGGACAUACUGCCAUCAAAAUUUCAAUUAAUUGCCCAUCUUUAAUUUCAUAAUUGUUACAGACUCUGUCCAUUGAUCUCCUGUUGCAAAGAAAUCAAACUAGAAUCAAAACUUGCAAAUAGUGGGUUAAUUUUAUACUAUCUACUGUUUUUUUUUUCAAAGAAGUGCUUGACAGACUUCUCCUAAUCCUGAUGCUAAAUAUCAUGUCUGCUUAAGCAGAAUAUGGCUGUCUUUAACUAACAUUACUGCCCCAGAACAUUGAGUGACAGCUGACAGUGAUCAUAAUCUGAUCAUUAAGUAACAGGAACUGUCUAAUAUCAGCUAUUAAGUACUCACCUGUGCUGUAAUGAUGAAGAAUUUCUUGCUGCAAUAGCAUUAUUGAUCCAAACACAUCAAGAACACAAAACUAGCAGUACUUCUGUAGACUUUAAUCCUGGUGGCAGUGUAAGGAGAAGGAUUCUCCACUAAUGUAGAUAAACUGGUAUGUAAAGAUCACUGAUAUGAAAUUCUAGCUCUAGCUGUUCUGAUUUUACUGAUUUCUAUGCAGUUCGAGGCACUAUUUAAGGGUCCAGUGUGACAAAAACUUGGGUUGUUUUGAAGAGAUGGAGAAUAAAAUGCACGGUGCUGCAGUUCCAUGUAGUGGUCAGUGGUAGCUGCGACUGUCUUUUUUUUUUUUUUGCCCUCACACCCACUGAGCAGUCACUUGAGUGAAAGCUAUGAAUAGCUGCCACCAAAAAGCUAAUUGAGCAGUCCUCUAUAAAAGCUUUGUUUUUACAACAGUGGCUGCAAAUAAAAGUGAAAUUUGGCAAAACAAAACUCCUAACCAGGCACUCAAAAGAUGUCAUAUCCACGGCUAUGAGAAUCUUUCUGAUGGAGUCGGGUGAAGUUACAUGCUAGAUUAUUUAGCACACGUGCAUUGAAGUGUUGACAAGUAGUAGUGUUGCCUCAGCAUAAGAGUAGUUUUCGUCUCUGCUUGCUCUCCUCUGCAGUUGGCUUGUAAACAUAGCAAUGCUGCAGGUUUUGCAAUAGUACUCGUUAAUGUGCAUAUGUCUUGUGGAGAUGUUCUCUAGAGGAACACUAUAGCUAGUAACCUGUCAAUAAAAGAUCAGUUUAAGGAUUGUAACUUUAUUAUUACUAAUGUGGGUAAGUGGGAGAUCCAUAAAGCAGAAAGGAUUGUAUUUUAUCAUUUUUCUGUUGAUAAGAUAGAAGUCCACUUCUUUGUGGUUUUUAUUAUGAUGCCUCUAAAUGGAGGCGAAUACUUGAUACAGCAUCUAUGAUUUCCUUCAGAAGGGAUCAAACCAUUUCUCCUCUCUCAUGCCUCAUCCUGUUUUUCUUCUCUUAACCUCUCAUGUCAUAGAGUGAAUUAGUUUUCAUUUCUGAUAAUGUGCAAGAUUUUCCCGUUGCUGCUGCUAGUUCAUUCUUCCCUCACGGGCACAAAAACAUGAAAAACAGUUCCUGCACGUUAAUAAGAUUGGACCAGACUAACGCAGACAUUCAUCAUGACUCAUUAUCUGCUCUGUUGCUUUGGUGAACCAGAAAUCAAGGCUUAACUCCUUCUUGCAUGAGGGUAAAUGAUCUGUACUACUUGAAGUUUGCAAUUAGCACUUACUCUGUACUAUCACUCAGAAAUAGAGAGGCUUUUGAAUGCUGUUACUAUUGUUUCCAUUAAAAUUAGCAGAAAGUCAUGGGUCAUGUCAUAGUUUUUCCUGCUCUGUGAAUUCUCCUCCAUCUUGCAUGUUUAUUUUUGUAUGAUUUCAUAAACAUGUUGUUGAUUCCAUGUAAUCAUGUUUAAAAUUCAUCUUCACAUGUCCUUAUAAAUGUUGAUUUGUGUCUAAACAUGAAUUUUACUCUGAAUAUUUCCAGUUGAUUAUGAAUGGAAACUAUCACUACCAUUGGAACUUGGUGAUCUUGGAAUUGGAUGUUUCUCGUGUGUUUUGGUCUGUUUUUUCUCUGUCAUAAUGAAUUUUAAAGCAAAGAUAAUUUGCUGGAAAAAAAUAUUCUGAAUAUAAAUAUGGAAAUUAAUUGCUUGGGUUGUUAUAUCUCAUAUGCUUUAAUCCAGAAAUUGCCCAAAUGCAUACUAGAUGAAGUCAUACAGUUCCAAGGUCACGUUGAUUAUUUUCCUUGUUUUGUUUCUUCUUUUUAGUCACAUGAUUGUUAUUCUGUAUGUAACGUCUCCAUAAACCACCUGAUCUGUCCUGUCUGCCUCGAAGAGACAUCUGAAGCCUCUUCUUCACUUUUCUGAACGAAUAGUUGGAGUGCAGACGAGACAGUGAAAGUGGUUUGAGGAUUUUUUUUAGCCCAUGUUUCCCUUGUAUAAAAUUCAAAUAAAGCAAUGUUAACUCAA
Messenger RNA from Cheilinus undulatus (humphead wrasse), 9799 nucleotides. Its product is annotated as glutaminase kidney isoform, mitochondrial-like. Gene Ontology annotation, biological process: L-glutamine catabolic process. NCBI's taxonomy places the organism in Eukaryota, Metazoa, Chordata, Actinopteri, Labriformes, Labridae. Gene Ontology annotation, molecular function: protein binding; glutaminase activity. The transcript is spliced from 15 exons. Bases 96 to 1820 code for a protein of 574 amino acids. The record is from RefSeq and is a predicted model, not a curated record.